Pan troglodytes (chimpanzee) is the source of this 4204-nucleotide messenger RNA. RefSeq names its product putative ankyrin repeat domain-containing protein 20A12. The coding region runs from base 1 to 963 and encodes 320 amino acids. NCBI's taxonomy places the organism in Eukaryota, Metazoa, Chordata, Mammalia, Primates, Hominidae. The transcript has 8 exons. The record is from RefSeq and is a predicted model, not a curated record.
AUGAAGUAUUGGGGAGUGAAUGGGGUCAUAAAAGUCAAUGCAGUUGCCUAUUACGAGAAUCCUACCUUGCAGAAUGGGACCUUUGGUGUCAGGAGAUACUCUCAGAAAAAAGUCAUUGGCUUUAGAAACUCUCCAAACGACCUAAGCCAAACACAGCAGCAAAUAAAGGAAAUGAAAGAGACAUAUGAAAAUGCAGAAGCUAAAGUGAAUAAUUCCACUGGAAAGUGGAGCUGUGUAGAAGAGUGGAUAUGUCAACUCCAACAUGAAAAUCCGUGCAUUGAACAGCAACUAGAUGAUGUUCAUCAGAAAGAGGAUCAUAAAGAGAUAGUAAGUAAUAUCCAAAGAGGCUUUAUUGAGAGUGGAAAGAAAGACCUCAUGCUAGAAGAGAAAAGUAAGAAGGUAACGAAUGAAUGUGAUCAUUUAAAAGAAAGUCUCUUUCAAUAUGAGAGAGAGAAAGCAGAAAGAGUAGUGGUUGUGAGACAACUUCAACAAGAAGCGGCUGACAGCCUAAAAAAAUUAACUAUGUUAGAGUCUCCACUGGAAGGUAUAUCACAUUACCACAUUAAUUUGGAUGAGACACAGGUCCCAAAGAAGAAAUUAUUUCAAGUGGAAAGUCAAUUUGAUGAUCUUAUGGCGGAGAAGGAAGCUGUAUCUUCAAAAUGUGUCAAUUUGGCUAAAGAGAAUCAAGUUUUUCAACAGGAGUUAUUAUCUAUGAAAAAAGUACAACAGGAAUGUGAAAAACUUGAGGAGGAUCAAAAGAUGUUGGAAGAAGAAAUAUUAAAUCUUAAGACACAUAUGGAAAACAGUAUGGUAGAACUUAGUAAACUACAAGAAUAUAAAUCAGAGCUAGAUGAAAGGGUAAUGCAGGCAGUAGAAAAAUUAGAAGAAAUCCAUUUACAGGAACAAGCACAAUAUAAAAAACAAUUAGAGCAGUUAAACAAGGAUAUAAUACAGCUUCACUAAAUAAGAAGGAACUCACACUUAAAGAUGUGGAAUGUAAAUUCUACAAAAUGAAAACUGCUUAUGAAGAGGUUACAACUGAGUUAGAAGAAUAUAAGGAAGCCUUUGCAGCAGCAUUGAAAGCUAACAGUUCCAUGUCAAAAAAAUUAACUAAAUCGAAUAAGAAAAUAGCAAUGAUCAGUAUCAGCUCUUUAUGGAGAAAGAGCAGGUGAAAUAUUUUCUCAGCACUCUUCCUACAAGGCGAGGUCGAGAGUCACCUUGUGUUGAAAAUCUUACUAGUAUAGGACUCAAGAGAAAAUAUAUUCCCCAAAUGCCCGUAAGAAUUCCUACUUCAAACCUCAGACAUCAAAUAACUGCCAGAACUACUUGACUGAGCUGUUGCUGUAUUGGACACUUGCUCCCAUCUACUUUCUUCUCUAGAAUCCACGGGUAAGCCACAUCUAAUGAAGAGAAUAUUUAACCAUAAAGUCUUAAGGAAAAAUUGUAUGAUGAUUUAAAAGAUUAUAAAAUUUUAUUACUGGGCUAUUUACACAUUUUAAUUGUUUCUCAUAAAAUAUAUAACAUUCCAAUAUUUACUGAAGUAGGAUAUUUUUGUAUCAUAUGUAUGAUUAUAAUUUAUAGGGUAUUUUAAAUGAUGUUUUUUGGCCUCCUUAAGUUUUAAGUGGAUCUUGCAAAUGAAAACCAGUAUUAUUGAGUUUGACAUACUCAAAUUGCCCAAAUGUCAGCUGUUUAAACAACCAAGUCAUCAUUGAUACUUUAGUAAAGGUUAGUAAAGGUCAUCGAAGGCUUAUUUGCAUUUUACAGUUUUUAUUACUUAGGAGAGUUAAGGAGUACCUGCCAGCUUUGUCCAUGCUAAUGUUACAAUUUUCUUUCUGUAGUUCAACUGUAUUUUGUAUGGAGAUACUUUGAGGCUCUGUAAAUAUCUGGUUACUCCUCAGAACCCACUAGAUUUAGCAUUUCAUGGAUGACUUGUGUUUGAACAAUUAUUACUAUGAUGGUUACCAGAUGAUUAUUUUCUUAUUCUCUUCUUUGUUCUACAUGGAGAAAUAAAACCAAUAAAUAAGGGAGAAGGAAAGCUCAUGAUUCUGAUGCUCCAAUUCCCCAAGAUUAGGCCAGUAGUAGACAUUCCAAGCUGACUUUAUGUCUCUUUGAUUUGUCUCCAUUACUCUGUCGGUACUUUUUUACUUUCUGGCAGAAGAUGUUCUAAGCUCAGCUUGUAUUUUCUCUGCGCCAGCUCUGGAAUGAGUAAUUUUUUUUAGAAGCAGAGGUGGAGCCACUGAGGAAGCACAGGUGAGCCCUCCCCAGUGUGUACUCACUGGUCCCCAACAGAAGAACCACUGCCACAUCCACUGAGGUACCAAGAAACUAGCAAAGGGCCUUCUGGCUGUCUGGGGAGAGUCCUCAUGUGGACCCUGGCUGUCUCAGAGGUUCUGGAUUAGUCUUCCUGUAGCCUCUGUGUUGUGUCUUUAGAUCGGGGCUCUGUGGGAAGGGCCCUGAGAGACCCAACAGCACAGCGUGCCUUAUCUGCCAAAUGUCCCUCCCUUCUUCACACUCUGACACUCAGGAAUAGGGUAGAUGGUGUGUCCAGGCAGUGUCAGGCCACCUCACUUUCUCCUUUGAGACGGGCCCAGAGGGCCUUUGGGGUGAGUGUGGAGCUGGGAACCUGGAGCCUGAGACCAACUGUCUCUCCCUGUAUCUUGGAGGAAAGGCCAUGUCCCAAAAAAAAACCCAGGGCCUGACCUCUGGGCACACAUGCAGGGAGGGAGGGUCUAUGAGCUGAGGGGGACAUUGUAAUGAGACUUUGAACCCCGUUGCUCCGGGGCCUGGUCAGUGGACCAUGGUCAGAGAUGACCUGGUCAUCAGGACCUAGUCAUUUGGGACCUGAUCGGCAGGGGCCUGGUUAGUGGCGGCCUCCUCAGUAAAGGCCUCAUCAGUGGGGACCUGGUGACCUAGUCAUUGGAAGCCUAGUCAGUGGGGGGACCUAGUCAGUGGUGGCUUUUUUAGUGGGGUCGGAUCUGUUGGAACAUAAACAAUGAAAAACUGGUUGGUGGGGCAUACACAAUAUAUCACAGGCCUGGUCAGUGUGGGGCCUUAGUGGCUUGGAGCCUGGUCAGUGAGGGCCUGGUCAGAGAGGGCUCGGUCAGCUGGGUACUCGUUCAUGGAGAAUUGUUCAGUGGGGGGUCGGGUGGGCAGCAACCUGGUAAAUUGUGGUCUUGUCAGUGGGAACCCGGUCUUGUCAAUGGGGACCAGGUCAGUGGAAAAUUGGUCAGUGGGGUCUGGCCCAUGAGGCCUAUUAAGUGUGGGCCUGGUUAGGAAGACAUGGUCAGUGGGGACUUGAUCAGUGGGACCUGGUCAAUGGAGGAGUGGUCAUUAGGGGCCUCAUCACUCAUCACUGGGAACCUGGUCAGGGGCAGUUGGUCAGUACCUAGCCUGCUGGCCACUAUGUGACCUCAGGCAGGGGGGUUGUCUGUGGAGCCUCCUUGCCUCCAUCUGCAGGGAAAGUGAGUCAGGGCACCCUGGAGGGUGGCUGGAAAGAGAAGGUGAGAAGAUGUGUUGAAUCCAAUACUGCUUGGCAGACCUACAACUUUACAAAUGACCUGUGUUCCACCUAGAGAGGGUGCCAGCCCUCUCAGCAUUAUGCAGUGCCCCUCCUCUGUCUGCAUCCCCAGGACCACCAUGGGUGGAGUGGGCAGAGAUUGGGGAGCACCUAUAGAGGCUCUAAUGCUCUAAGGUGACAGUGAUGAGGACCUGGGUGCACCCAUGAGUGGAGAAGCUAGGCCUGUCCAGAGAAGCAAGACAAACACACACAUACACACACACACACACACACACAGGCACACAUGCAUACACAAAUACAUUGCAUACACACAUGUCAGUUCAGGGGAUAGAGGACACUGACUCUGGGCCCUGUUGAUCGAGGCAGACUCCCAUGGUGGUGGGUUGUGUCACCCCACAAUGUCACUGUUGCUGAGUCCCCAUUGCCUCUGUGUUGUGGAGCAGUUAGAGACACACAUCAGUGUCUGUGAGUAGCUCUGCGUGAAGGACCAUUUUCUAGAUGAGAGGCACAUCUCAACACAGCUCACUGAUCAGAUUCAGGUGAGUGGGACCUGCUCUUUUCUCUUCCUCCUGGCUUGGGAAAAGUCACUAUCAGGUGGGUGGUUUUGGCCUCUGGGCAGCUACUGAGGGUAAUCGCUGAACACUCACCAGCUGCCUGUUAUGUGCUGACAGUCAUCUCAUUCAUCCU